UUCCACGACGGGAUCGGACGGAAUUGAAUUGGGGUGACGCUUGGAUUCUGCGCGCCCGUUCCCGAACACCUUCCUUCGCAAACCGGCAAACUUCCAGAACGCACUAAAGAGACCACAGGACCCAGCAUGUCGCCCUCUAUUCAUCACUCACUCCAUCCCACGCUUAAAGCACAACCACCAUGACUGGAGAACUUAAAGCCUCCAAGGCCGAUAUUCGCCCAGCAACGCUCGACGACGUCGACGCCAUCGUCGCAACCCUCAAUGAAGCCUACAGAGGCGACGGGGGAUGGACCACCGAGGCGCAUCUCGUCCAAGGCGACCGCGCCGAGCCCUCAGAAAUCAUCCCCCUCAUAACCUCCCGCCCACCCACCGCCGGCACUCUCCUCGUCUACCAUCCCUCCUCAUCCCCCCAACCCCUCGCCUGCGUCGACGUCGAGAUCCGCCCCAACAGCCGCGGCUAUUUCGGCCUGUUUGCGGUCCGCCACGCGUUGCAGGGUAAAGGGGUGGGGAAUCUGUUGAUGGAGGCGGCCUUUGAUAAGAUGAGGGAGCAGGGGUGUACCGUGGCGGAGAUUACGGUUAUCCAUGUGCGGAAGGAUAUCAUUGCGUGGUAUCAACGCAAGGGUUUCGUCUUGACGGACAGGAUGGAGAACUUCCCUGCAAACGCGGGACGAUCAAAGUUGCUGCCUGGCGUAGAUGGGCGGUUUGUCUACCUAGAGAGACAGCUUUGAUUCGUCGAGCGGCCAUUUGGAUUCGCCUCAUGUUAUCGCGCUCGAGCGUUCCCAAGCUCCGCAGAUAUUGCCGCCAGGGGUGGUCGUCGACACCGCUGCUGAGCGAGAAGAACUAAAAAAUAGUCCGCAGAACCCCUCACAUCGUGAAGAUCCUCUCGGCUGCGGUAUAGGCCUUCUGUGGCUUGUUAGAAGCACACACUACCCCGCUGCACUCUCAAAGCGUAUUAUGCUGGCAUCAAGAGAUGUAUUCUUGCGUAGAGAGCUUUGCUCGAAUAAAGAACUUUUGAUUGCAGUUUGUCAAC
Messenger RNA from Fimicolochytrium jonesii, 1030 nucleotides. RefSeq names its product acetyltransferase, GNAT family protein. The transcript has 3 exons. Lineage: Eukaryota; Fungi; Chytridiomycota; Chytridiomycetes; Spizellomycetales; Powellomycetaceae. Bases 180 to 728 code for a protein of 182 amino acids. Gene Ontology annotation, molecular function: acyltransferase activity, transferring groups other than amino-acyl groups. The record is from RefSeq and is a predicted model, not a curated record.